CUCCCCACCGUAAGCCGGGAACCACCAAUCCCACAACACUUGUCUUCCUAAGCUACCAAAUUUAUUCGAGAAUCUUCCAAGAUUAAAUAAAAAAAAAAAUUUCUACAGCUUUUCAACACAGCAAACCUGCACUAGGGUUUUCUCGUAUCCAGACAAGAUAUCUGUUUGUUGCAAUAGAAAAAGAAAAAAUCUUAAUUUCAAUACCCAAUUGGUUUAAUUUUUACUAUCUUGUAUUUUUCUUGUUCUUCUGGGUUUCAAUGGCGGAGGAUAAGAAAGGAGAUCGGUGCGAAGUGAGCGAUUACUCAUCGGAGGAUGAGGGGACUGAAGAGUACAGGAGAGGAGGGUACCACGCAGUGCGUAUUGGGGACACCUUCAAGAAUGAUCGUUAUGUGGUGCAGAGCAAGCUUGGUUGGGGUCAUUUCUCCACUGUUUGGCUUGCCUGGGACAAUCAGAAAUCGCGUUAUGUAGCUUUGAAAAUUCAAAAGAGUGCUCAGCAUUACACUGAAGCUGCGAUGGAUGAGAUAAAGAUUCUCAAACAGAUUUCUGAGGGAGAUCCAGAUGAUAAAAAGUGUGUUGUUAAGCUUUUGGAUCAUUUUAAACAUUCAGGGCCAAAUGGACAGCAUAUGUGUAUGGUUUUUGAGUACUUGGGAGAUAACCUAUUAACCCUCAUCAAAUACAGUGAUUACAGGGGAGUUCCUCUUCAUUUGGUAAAAGAGAUCUGUUUCCAUAUUCUUGUUGGUCUUGAUUAUUUGCAUCAAGAGCUUUCAAUAAUUCACACUGAUCUGAAGCCAGAGAAUGUAUUGUUGCUCUCAAUGAUUGAUCCAUCUCGAGAUCCUAGGAAGUCUGGUGCUCCGCCUAUCCUUCCAACCAGAAGGGAUAAGGUGGCUGCUGAGCCUCUUCCUUCAAAACACAUUAAAAAUUUGAAUGGGGAUUUAACCAGGAAUCAAAAGAAGAAGAUCCGUAAGAAGGCAAAGAAGGCAGCCCAGACUUGCACAGAAAAAGAAGCUUCUGAAAAUAGUACAGAAUCUACAGAUUCCCAAAAAGUUUAUGCAGAAGAGUCCAAUGCUGGUACAAAAUCCAAUGAAGAUUCAGUUGAAGAACAGCCUAACACUUCUAAGAUUAUAGAUGAAAUGACAAGGAAUGAUGGGGUCGAGGACCAUAGCAAAGGAAUUUCGGGUAACAAAAGGGGUAGUCGGGCAACAAGACAAAAACUAUUGGCAGAAGUUGAUCUAAACUGUAAAUUGGUUGAUUUUGGAAAUGCAUGUUGGACGUAUAAACAAUUUACAGCUGAUGUACAGACAAGGCAGUACAGGUGUCCAGAGGUUAUCCUGGGAUCCAAGUACUCAACUUCAGCAGACCUUUGGUCUUUUGCUUGCAUUUGCUUUGAGCUGGCUACAGGUGAUGUUCUUUUUGAUCCUCACAGUGGCGACAACUAUGACAGGGACGAGGAUCACUUGGCAUUGAUGAUGGAGCUUGUAGGAAUGAUGCCACGCAAGAUUGCUUUAGGUGGCCGCUAUUCCCGGGAUUUCUUUAACAGACAUGGGGAUUUGAGGCACAUCCGUAGAUUGCGCUUCUGGCCUCUUAAUAAGGUGCUUACGGAAAAGUAUGAUUUUAGCGAACAAGAUGCAAAUGACAUGGCUGACUUCCUCAUACCAAUACUUGAUUUCGUCCCUGAAAAGAGGCCAACUGCAGCUCAAUGCCUUAGUCAUCCAUGGUUCAGAGCGGGGCCACGACUUCUUGAGCCUUUGAUGGCUGCAACCGAAUCUCAGCGCACUGAUGGGAGCGCGUAUGAGAAGGAAAGAAAAGAAAAGGAUGAUAGGGAAGCCAUGGAGGUUGGAAUAGGGAAUAUAGCAAUUGAUGUAGCAUCAAAGCCAUUGAAAGAGAAAACCUCAAACCUUGAAAACGACUUGAUUCCAGAGCGGUGUUGACCCCAUGAUUUCUUAUCAAAUUCUUUAUUUCUUGCGUGAAUAACUUUUGCCAAAACGCUGAAUGUGAUCAUUGUCAUCUUUUUCUGAUUUUCUUUUAUUUGGUUCUUUAUGAAAAAUGUUUCCUUUCCCCUUGAUGCAUGGGAUCCACAGAGUUUUCUGAA
Molecule: messenger RNA, 2089 nt
Organism: Rubroshorea leprosula
Lineage: Eukaryota; Viridiplantae; Streptophyta; Magnoliopsida; Malvales; Dipterocarpaceae
Source: the annotation of a GenBank genome assembly